AGAUUCAAAACAAAUAUAAAUUUAAUGCUGCCUGUAGUUUCUUGGUAUUUGUCAGCAUAUCCGCCAGGUGACGAAGAGUCAGAAAGAAACUAAAACGUUACUUCAAACGCUUCCGUUCAUUCAUUUUGGUAUUUUGGAAUACCUGAAACAUGCGCACUUUCAUGUCAAGGGCAGUGUGAAGUGUUUUGGUCUUGUUGACCGUAAAAUUUACAAAAAUGCAUAAACUGAAGUCUUCACAGAGAGACAAGGUCAAGAAAUUUAUAGCAUUUACCCAGACGGGAGAAAAUACUGCUAUAUUUUGUCUGUCUCAGAACGACUGGAAAUUAGAUUUGGCUUCAGAUAAUUAUUUUCAGAAUCCUGAUUUAUACUACAGAGAACCAAAGAUUUCAGUUGAUAAGAAGAAAUUGGAGCAGCUUUUUGCAAGAUAUAGAGAUCCUGGUGAACCGGAUAAGAUAACAGCAGAAGGAAUUAUGAGGUUUUUAGAUGACUUAAGUUUAAGUCCAGAGUCUAAGCUUGUUCUGAUCAUUGCGUGGAAGUUCAGAGCAGCCACACAAUGUGAGUUCACAAGAGAUGAAUUCAUGUUGGGCAUGACAGAUAUAGGUUGUGAUAGUAUUGAAAAGUUGAAAGCAAGACUGCCUUCGUUAGAGGUUGAACUGAAGGAUCAGUUCAGGUUUAAGGACUUCUACCACUUCACAUUUAAUUAUGCAAAGAAUCCGGGUCAGAAAGGACUUGACCUUGAAAUGGCAAUUGCUUACUGGAACAUCGUCCUGCAAGGAAAGUUUCGGUUUUUAGAUCUCUGGUGCAAAUUUUUGCAGGAACAUCAUAAAAGAUCAAUUCCAAAGGAUACGUGGAAUCUGCUGUUGGAUUUUGCAAUGAUGAUCAACGAUGACAUGUCCAACUAUGACGAGGAAGGAGCGUGGCCCGUUCUCAUCGACGACUUCGUCGAGUACGCGCAACCGAUGGUGUCGUCUUCGGCACCUCACAGCACGCAAGUUUAACAGGACACAGUUGAUUAGGUGUAAUUAAAAAAGAGUUGGAACAAAAAAAAGUUAUGCGACCUGUAAUCUCUUAUUUCAUCACCGGACGCGGAACGCGGGAUUUAACUAUCGUCAUCGAAGGAAGAAGACGUCGAGACGGAGAAUUAUAUCACCAAGUGCGGUACUUAAAAUGCAAGCAUGAACAACUGGUUUAUAAGAUUAUUUUGAUUGAUUAAACCCCAAGUGCAGUGCAAGUAGGAGACAGAAAGGGUGUUAAACGGCAAAUCUCAUCUCAUACGGCCAGUGUCAGGUGAAAAGAUGUUUCUUUGGCACUGUGUGACGGAACAGGUCCUAAGGGCGCUGUAGUUGUGGCUGUCCUGAAAGUGUAGCCAGCAUCGCGAGAACUCUCGAACAUUUAAAAUGUUUUAUAUAUAUAAUGCGGAGAUGGCACGGGGCUCAAGAAUGUAACUGGAAAACUUUUUUAAUUGAGAAGAAAGAAUAAAGACUUUGUAAAUAAUGUAUAAAAUAGAUUAAUUAACUUUUUUCCUUUGUUUUAAAGUGAAAUUCGGGUUGCAAUGAACGCUACGUAGAAUAUUUUUUUACGUAGUGAGUGUGAUUAUCCGUUGUACGUUAUUAUUUACACAAGGAAUAUCUGUCCAUUAAAACUGCGGUGUGUUUCGAAAGAAACAUUUUCGUUCGUGUCCGUUCUAGUUUAUAUAAAUAAAACUUCUUUUUUGUGACGGAUACUGUUUGUAUAAAUUAUACUUUUGUAAAGAAAAUUGAAAGUGAGUUAUGUUUUUCUUUAGUUUCUGUUAUGAUGCCAAUAUUCAGUCAGUGACGACCCGCUCUCGUACUUAGAUUUUAUAAAAUGUGGAUCACGUGCGAAAUUGAAGAUUUUCAGACGCAAGUCGUAUACUAACGAUACUCUUCGUUUACUUUUGUUAUUUAAGACAAAAUACAAGUUGUAACAAAUGGACUGUUAGAAUUUUUGAAAAACUUCAGAUUGUAAGCAAAAUCUGCUAAUCAGAAUUAGCUUAACGAGUCACCAUAAACAAAUGAUAUAUCACUUGUGUAUUUAAAGAAUAUUCAAUAAAGAAUUUUAAUAAUAA
Zootermopsis nevadensis is the source of this 2086-nucleotide messenger RNA. It is a transcript of the gene SCCRO, whose product is annotated as defective in cullin neddylation 1 domain containing SCCRO. Gene Ontology annotation, cellular component: ubiquitin ligase complex. Gene Ontology annotation, molecular function: cullin family protein binding; ubiquitin-like protein binding; ubiquitin conjugating enzyme binding. Lineage: Eukaryota; Metazoa; Arthropoda; Insecta; Blattodea; Termopsidae. Gene Ontology annotation, biological process: protein neddylation. The record is from RefSeq and is a predicted model, not a curated record.